AUGCCGCCCCGCACGCCCCGGAGCUCGCUCAAGAAGCACGACGCGGCCGCCGAGUCACGAGCGCUGAAGGCGCGACGUCAGCGUACCACAGCUCAGGUCCGCAAGGACAAGCGUCGAGCCGCAGUGCAGACCAAGCGUCGACGCCUCAUGUCGGCAGAGCAGCCUCCUCUUACCAACCGCAGUAUCGCCGAGCUUGUCCGCGUUUUAGGAGAUACGAGCAACGCUUCAGCCACCCAGAGCCAGGCGCGCUUCGAGACGCUAAAGGAGAUUCGCGUGCUGCUAGCCAGCCACGAGAACGACUACGAGCAGGUGGAGCAGAUCAUCGAGUCCGGAGUACGAAUCUAUUUGUGGCAACCUUCUCUAAUUUGUGGCUCUUAUUUGUGGCAGAUUGUGCCCGUCAUGGUCUCCCUGCUCAACUCGGCUUCACCACUGGCCAGCGCCACUCGCACAGGCGGAGAAGUGUACCGUGAGAUCCUGUGGUGCCUCACCAACAUCGCCAGCGGCCAGUACGAGCACACGAAGCUGGUCUUACCUGCUGUGCCUCGCCUUCUCCAGUUUCUCGAGGGGUCCAACCAUUCCCUAGCGGAACACUCGGCUUGGGUCUUGGGCAACAUCGCAGCGGACUGUGAAGAGUUCCGCCAGCAGCUUAUCGCUAAUGGGGCCGUGUUGCCCUUGGUAAAAUUACUGAGUAACCCUAAAGAGAAGGAGCUAGCCAAGACAAGUGCAUGGGCACUCUCGAACUUAGCGCGCGGCUUCGAGACGUCUGCCAAGCCAUUUGUGGACGCAGGCCUCGUGCCCGUUGUGGUCAAAGGCCUCUCGCAGCCUCCUUGCUCUGCCACCUUCAGUGAGGACAUCGUGGUCGAGGUGGUAUGGCUCCUGAGCUUCUUAACAGCUCGGGAAGACGAGUAUCUGAAGCUCAUGCUGGAGAACGGCCUGGUGGAUCUACUUGUGCCCUACUUCUCGACCACGAACGAGCUGCUACUAACCCCGAUCUUGCGUGUGUUCGGCAAUAUUUGCUGUGGCUCGCCGGACCACCAUACGGACGAAUGGCAAUUGCCAUUUGUGCGUCGUUUAGUGCGUGCUGACUCUGUGGUUUUGCCCAAACUAAGCGAAUUCCUCCAGCCCCAACAGGCUGGCACGCAACAGAAGUCUCUGGCGGCUGAAGCUGCGUGGGUUGUGUCCAAUCUGGCAGCUGCAGAGGCUUCUGUUGUGGACUUGGUGAUGCAGACGCAACUCCUCCCUCUAUUGGGACGACAGUUUAAAGACGGCAGCUACGAAGUGCGUCGUGAAGUGGCCUUUGCACUCACCAACAUCGCACUGACUAGCGCCGCACACAUGGAGAGGGUGCUGGUGCUGGAUGUGCUGAAAGGGUUCUUACAUCUCCUUACAGUGGCCGACGUAGCCAUUGUCGGGAACUCGCUGCGCUUUAUUGAAAACGUGCUGCGAGUGGCUACACGCGGCGUGUCUCUAGUUGAGGUGAACGAAGGGAUUGACGCACUGGAGACGGUGCAGUUUGAGUGCGGAGAAGAACAUUUGUCCAAAUGGGCAGCUGCGUUGGUGAACGAAUUCUACGGAGAGAACUACGGAGUCAACUCGCCACCGAGUGCUGGGGGCGUCUCCGGGUUUAACUUUCCAACGGGAGAACCUGUGCAGUUCCAAUUGGGAGGUCAACAGCAACCUGCAGGUCCUGGCGGCCGAGGGCGUGGCGCACACAUGACUACGCCUGCGUGGAAGAAGUAAAGCUAUUAAUAGGAUCAUCAAAGACGACAAACUACUUUUCCUUAGUUAUCAGAUGACAACGUCACGGCCAUAGCAAAGAAACAUUUUUUUUCUUA
Phytophthora infestans T30-4 is the source of this 1835-nucleotide messenger RNA. RefSeq names its product importin subunit alpha, putative. Bases 1 to 1740 code for a protein of 579 amino acids. Gene Ontology annotation, molecular function: protein binding; nuclear import signal receptor activity. The transcript has 2 exons. The record is from RefSeq and is a predicted model, not a curated record. Gene Ontology annotation, cellular component: nucleus; cytoplasm. Gene Ontology annotation, biological process: NLS-bearing protein import into nucleus. Lineage: Eukaryota; Oomycota; Peronosporomycetes; Peronosporales; Peronosporaceae.